UAUCCUCUAGGACAACAACUGCUCUGUUCCUCCUCAGAUCCACAUGACGCCAUUUACUUUUGCUUUUGCGGAGAGAUCACCCUGCCUCCUCCGGAAAGGAGAAGAAAAAAAAAAAAAGAAAAGAAAGGAGAAAAAAAAAAAAAAGCCAGAGAAGGAGGGGAACGAGGGAGCAGCAGAAAAACGCCGAAGCUCUUAGAGACCGGAUCUCAAACCUGCUUUUCUGCAAAGAUACAAGCAGCAGCAGCAGCAGCAGCAGCAGAAAGCAACCGCUGAUUUUUUUUCCCCUCUCCCCUCCCCUUUAAAACAACAGCAACUCCCCCUCCCUUUUUUUUUUUUUUUUUUUUGCAAUCAGCAAAGCUGCCUUGAGAGAGGGAGAGAGAAAGAGAGAGGGGGGAAAAAAAACACGCACUCACGUACAGCACACAAACUCCGAGGAAGCAAGCAAGCCACCACUUUAAAAAAAAAAAAAGAAAAGAAAAGCUACCUUCCCUUUUUCCUAUUUUUUUUCCCAUUAUCAUUUUUUUUUUAUUUUGCAAACGGUUUUUUGCAACCGAUCGGAGUCUGGGGAAGCCGAGCGAUCCGAGAAAAAAGCCGCUCUUGGUUGGGCUGGAAAAAGAUCUGAGCGAGAGAGAGAGAGAGAGCUCAUCAAAGCCAACUCCAGGAAUCGUAAUUUUUAUUUUUACUUUUUUAAUUGUUAUUAAAGAACCGACUCUUCGCGUCGUUGGCCGGGGCUUGUCUUCCCCUCGCGCUCCUUUCUGUGUACGGUGCACGCAGAGAAAAGUGGCUGGAGAAUGACGAAUCGGCCUCUUCAUUGAUAAAAAAAAAAACCCCAACAACAACAGAAGCGAUUAAGGAAACCGCCGUGAGAUCGCGAAGGGGGAGAGAAAGAGAGAGAGAGAAAAAAACAAAUCCUCGCUGGAUCGGAAAAGAAAAAGGGCGUUUUUUUGUGUUUUUUUUUUUUUUUUUAGAAAUCCGUUGAUUGUGGUGCAGCGGCGUGUGGCUCUCUGGCUUACGACUUGUUGUUAUUUUUCCCCUCUGGAGAAAAGUGCAAGCAGAGAGAGAGAGAGAGAGGAAAAAAAAAAAGCCUCCCAAGUUUGCAGUGGAUUUUUUUUUCCCCCUCGGUUUAAAAGCAAAACAUUUCGAUGCUUCUGGCUUACAACCUGGACUCGAAGAUUUCAGAUGUGUUCUAAGCUUCCGGGAGUGAUAGCUGUUCAGGAUACUGAUGGAGACGAGAGCUCAGAAUGGCAGUGGGUUACAACCCUUGCUUCAAGGCCAGCAUGACACCGGGAGACAAUUUGGAGAUUCUGACCUGAGGGAUGUCUUAGCACAACAAGUUCACGUCUUAUCCUUGGAGCAGAUCAAGGCUAUCCGAAACACAAAUGAAUACACAGAACCUCCUACGGUGGCUCCCCGGCCAGGACUGAAGCCAGCACCACAUCCAGCGGUCCAGCACAAGAGCGAAAGGCCACAUGACUUGACGGAGCAACGUCAUUUGAACUGGCUUCAACACCCCCAGGUCCAUGUUUCUUCUCGACUACCACUCUCCCGUUCCAUCAGCACGGUCAGCAGCACUAGCUCACGUGGUAGCACAAGGACAAGUACGAGUAGCAAUUCCUCCGAACAGAGACUUCUGGGGUCAUCCUUGGGGACAGUUGUUGAGGGGAUAAUACGAGUACAGCCGAAAUCGGAACUGAAGUCUCGGGAGCUGAAACCCCCCAGCAAAGAAAAUUUGCAUAUGCAUGCUUACCGAUGUGAGGACUGUGGGAAAUGCAAGUGUAAGGAAUGCACUUAUCCACGGACUCUUCCAUCCUGUUGGAUCUGUGAUAAGCAAUGUCUUUGCUCAGCCCAGAACAUGGUAGAUUACGGGACCUGUGUCUGUUGUGUGAAGGGGCUUUUCUACCACUGCUCCAAUGACGAUGAGGACAACUGUGCUGAUAACCCGUGUUCCUGUAGCCAGGCCCACUGUUGCACUCGGUGGUCCACCAUGGGGGUCGUGUCCCUUGUUCUGCCUUGCUUGUGGUGUUACCUACCAGCCAAGGGUUGCCUUAAAUUGUGCCAGGGCUGUUACGACCAAGUUAACAGGCCAGGUUGUCGUUGUAAACAGUCCAACACGGUUUGCUGUAAAGUUCCCAAAGUCCCACCCAGGAUUAUUGACAAGCCAACAUAGCAUCACUAAUCGGGUAAUAAGGAUGACGAAAGAACAUCAAAUGGGGCCAGCUAAAUGAUCUAUAACUGUGGCACUGUUUCUUGGUGGUUGGGGAGGGGAGAAGCAGCAGUGAAAAAAGUCCAGUCUUGUGAAGACCCCACUUUAGAAUCCGACCAGUGGAGAUCCAAGUGGCAGCACCCAAGUAUUGCAUAAGCUAAGAGACUCAAGCUACUUCUAGGCAAACUCACGUGUUGUGCGUUUGUGUGUUUUUAAAGGAAUUAGUACACUUGUAAAUUAGGAAACUACUUCAACCCACUCCCAAUUUAUUUUCUGCCAGAGAUGUGCUAUAUUUUUGUAUAUAGGAUAUUUUCAACUGUGAAAACACAAGUGUCAUAAAAACAAGUAUGGCACACGAGUCACAAAAUAUUAUACUAAUAUGUUGUACAUUCAAAAGAAUGUGAAUCAAUCCCUAUGGCUUAGAUUGUAUUUUUUGCCUUAUGAAGCCCUUCAAUUGCAAGACUCUGAUUUCUUUUUUUUUUCUCUCUCUCUCUCCUUUUGGACAGUUGCAGUAAAAUUGAGUCUUUAUUUUCUAAUUUUUCAAUAUAUUGUCUAGUGUAAAGAAUAUUUAUUUGAAGUUUUAUUAUUUUAUAAAAAAUAUUUAUUUUAAGAGGCAUCUUACAAAUUUCACCCCUCUUUAUGAGGAUGCCACCAUUGCUGCAAAUUAAGGGUGAAAAAAACAUAUAUUCCCUAUAAAAUAGAAAAUAUAUUAACGUUUGAAAUUAAA
Molecule: messenger RNA, 2930 nt
Organism: Crotalus tigris (Tiger rattlesnake)
Lineage: Eukaryota; Metazoa; Chordata; Lepidosauria; Squamata; Viperidae
Gene: SPRY2
Product: sprouty RTK signaling antagonist 2
Exons: 2
Coding region: 1223-2167 (314 amino acids)
Biological process (GO): negative regulation of MAP kinase activity; negative regulation of Ras protein signal transduction; negative regulation of fibroblast growth factor receptor signaling pathway
Cellular component (GO): membrane; cytosol
Source: RefSeq, a predicted model, not a curated record